This is a messenger RNA of Marmota flaviventris (yellow-bellied marmot), 2065 nucleotides long. RefSeq names its product modulator of apoptosis 1 (gene Moap1). Gene Ontology annotation, biological process: regulation of apoptotic process. The record is from RefSeq and is a predicted model, not a curated record. Lineage: Eukaryota; Metazoa; Chordata; Mammalia; Rodentia; Sciuridae.
CGCGCCUCGUCACUCCUCGCUGCGAAGAGAAGGGCAGAGGCCGGGCGGUUCGGCAUCCACUGCCGGCGGCCGGCGCGCCUCCCGAGCGUCAGUCAGAACCGAGCACGCCCGCACUCCUGCUCCCGGUCGGGAGCGGGCCUAGCGUCCCGCCCCCUGCAGACGGCGCUGGCAUCGCAGUAGAUAACGGCUGCUGGACCUCGGCACGUUGACCAGACCUGCGUGGGGUACUGCGCAGGAUUACUGAGAAUUGCGGUGGGCACACGCGCUUCGGAAGAAUUAGAACUUAAAUCUGUGAUUUCGGGCACGAUGGCCCUGAGGCUUUUAGAAGACUGGUGCAGGGGGAUGGAUAUGAACCCUCGGAAAGCGCUAUUGAUUACCGGCAUCCCCCAGACCUGUGGUGUGGCCGAAAUCGAGGAGGCUCUACGGGCUGGUCUGGCUCCUUUGGGGGAGUACAGACUGCUUGGGAGGAUGUUCAGAAGGGAUGAGAACAGGAACGUAGCCUUAAUAGGCCUUACUGAGGAGACAAGUCAUGAUAUGGUUCCUAAGGAGAUACCAGGGAGAGGGGGUGUGUGGAGAGUGAUCUUUAAGCCGCCAGAACCGGAUAAUGAAUUUUUAAGGAAAUUAAAUGAGUUUUUAGAAGAAGAGGGCAUGACAGUGGGUGAGUUGACCAGAGUUCUUGGGUGUGGACAUAACCCUUUUGACCAGGGUAUGAUCCCUGAAAUGCAGGCAGCUAUGUUGACACAGGCAUUAGAUGAGGCUCUUCAGCCUGCCCUCCAAUACCUAAAUUAUAAAAAAUUGAGACUGUUCUCAGGCAGGGAUCCUCCAGAACCAGGGGAAGAAGAAUUUGGAUCAUGGCUGUUUCAUACUACUCAGAUGAUGAAGACAUGGCAGGUGUCUGAUACAGAAAAAAGAAGGCGAUUGAUAGAGAGCCUUCGUGGCCCAGCAUUUGAUAUUAUUCGUAUCCUCAAGAUAAAUAAUCCUUUAAUUAAAGCCCAUGAAUGCCUUCAGGCUCUUGAAACAGUAUUUGGGGUUACUGAUAAUCCUAGGGAAUUGCAGGUCAAAUAUCUAAACACUUACCAGAAGGAUAAAGAAAAGUUGUCUGCUUAUGUACUAAGGCUAGAGCCUUUAUUACAGAAACUGGUACAGAGAGGAGCAAUAGAGAAGGGUGAUGUGAAUCAGGCCCGCCUAGAGCAAAUCAUCGCUGGGGCGAUUCACAGAACAGUUCGCAGACAGCUUGAUCUGCCAGAGGAUGGUCCAGCUCCAGGCUUACUGCAGUUACUGGCACUGAUAAAGGAUAAGGAGGCAGCUGAGGAGGAGGCAGCCUUUCUCCAGAGGGGGUUAGAAGGGCAUUUCACCUGAAUCCCAGGAGAGCAGAGGAAUGUCUGGCAAUAAGCAGAGCAUGGAGGUAGAUGAGUCCACGUACUCCAGUGAUAGACACUAACCAAUCCCCACCUUGGCUGUCAAGUAGUAACUCAUUCUGUUCUCAGUGUAAACCGUUUGUCAUUUCCAUGCCUAUUUAAUAUCUCUUAAAUGUGUCACCCCUGUGAUUUUUAUUGUCAUGUAAAUUGUACAAAAGGUCUAUCUUGUGUACAGUGCUGAGAGGCGGCAUAUGCAAACCAGAUCUCACUGAGAGUUCUGCUUGUUUGGUAGCAGGUGCAAGUGUAGCAUGUCACAUGUGUGCCCUCAGUAGUUUUUAGGUGUGUAUAUUGCCCUGCAUGAUAAAAGAGGAGCAUUGGUUGAGCUCCUUUUAACAAAGAGCUAUGGUUAAGAUAUUAAGUUAUUUUCUGUGCAAAUCACAAAUCAUUGAUUCUGUGCAAUCAAAAGGCAGAGCUGAAUGCUGAGGUUGAUAAGUCUGCAACAGCCAUCUUUAAUGCCAGAUUUCUGAUAUGUGUCAUCAAAGCAUCAAUUGUUCUGAAUAUUGUUUUCAUGAGUGUUAUAAAAGUAUAGGUGUGAAAAUAUAAAGGAAUGCUGAUAAAAUGUCUUUAAUCUUUUUUCUUUGCAUUAAGGUUCUAAAAGAGAUCUCAUGUGAACCAACUGUUCAUAAAGUAUGAAUUUGAAAACCACA